AUGACUCAAGAAAACAACAACAACAACAAUAAUGACGUUGAGAUUGAGCUCGCUCCAACAUCAUAUGCCGAUGAUAAUGCUCGCGAAAUGUCCAGGACCAACUCUGAUGACGAUAUUAAGAUUGUAGAGUCUGGUAACUUGGCCUCAACAUCCACAACUACCACCACCACAACCACCACCAGCUCCGCCAACAAGGAGACCAAGAAGUUUGACGACACUCCACUGCCACCCAAGCGUUCUCGCUUGAAUCCCAAGUUCUACUCUGUCGACCAUGUCAACGAGACCCGUCUCAUUGCUGCCUCAAUGUUCUACAAGUUCUCCUUUGAGACUCUCUCCCCGGCACUCUCUCUCAUCGUCCUCACUCGUUUCGAGUCAUCUGGCAACUCUGUCACCCUCCUGGCCGUCAUGAACAUCGUCUACUUCCUUAUGCAGUCUGUUGGAAGUAUCCUUGUUGGACCAUUCAUUAGAAAGUUUAGACCAUCUCGUGUCACCUCCAUGGUGUUCUUGAUGAUGUUUGCCAUCACUGCCUUCUUGCUCGUGCUUGAGGCUGGAUACAAGGGUACCGUCGAUAAGCUUGGAAACUGGGACCGCUGGUUGGUCACUCCAGUCUACAUUGUGAUGGGUCUCGGCGUCGGAAUGGUUGAAGUCAGCCGCAAGCUCGUCCCAAGACAGAUCCUUGGCAACAACCCCAACGGACUCGCCAAGAUCAACGGUCUGGUUCACAUCUUCUACGAGGUCUGCGGCACUGCCGGCGCCUUCCUCUCCACCGUCCUCAUCCAGAAGCUCGGCGCCGUCUACGCAAUGGUGCUCAUGCCUCCAUUCUUCCUGGUUGCCGCCGUCAUCAUGUUCACCAUCACCGAGCCAUUCCCACGUGCCAAGGAGGCUAUCAAGGCCGAGGCUUCCAAGAUGGUGCACCCAGUGCUCUCUGUUCUCAUCUCGAUCAAGUCCGAGACCGCCAACUACUUCAAGACCAUCGGUCGUGGUGCUGCCCUCAUCUGCAACAAAGACUUCUGGUGGAUCAUCCCAACCUACGUCGUGCCCCAGGUGCUUCACCGUGUGCUCGAGAACAUCCUCUUCCCAGUGUUUGCCAAGAAGGUCCUCAAGGACGGCUCUCUGUCUGGUAUCCUCACUGGAGGCUCCAACUUUGGAGAGUUGCUGGGCGCCCUCACCGUCGUCAAGUUUGGCAAGUACGUCAAGAACCCAAUGUGGUGGGUCCGUAUCGAUGGUCUGUGCUGCUCGAUCGUCUGGGUCCUCGUCUACCCACCAGCUGGCGUGCCAAUCCGUGUUGCCGCCACCCUCAUCCCAUGCUGGAUCGCUGUCUCCUCAUCGUGGGCCGCCGGUGACAUCUCACUGCUCUCCUUCUUGCAGUCCUCAUUCCCAUUGACCAGUGCCAACGACGACCAAGUCAAGCAAGACCGUCUCGAGGAGCUGUCGCUCGACACCGACGAUGUCUCUGACAUUGACGACAUUGAGGAGAUCAACGAAGACAACAACAACAACAAUGGACAAGUCAAGUACGCCACCAAGGCCGACGAGAUUAUCGAUGAGGAUGACCCCGCCGAGGGAUCGCCAUUGGCCAGUGUCAUUGGAUUCCUGUUCACAUGCUAUGCGGUCAUCAUCUCUGGUCUUACCUUUGGACUUGGUCGUGUCAUGGACAACUAUGCCUCGCAGAACAAUCUCCAGCAAGGAUUCUUCUGGAUUGCUGGUGUUGGAUUCACUGCCGCAGGUUUCAUUGCCAUCUCUGCAUCAUUCCUUGCCAAGUCACCAAAGUUCAAGUAA
Acytostelium subglobosum LB1 is the source of this 1779-nucleotide messenger RNA. RefSeq lists its product as hypothetical. The record is from RefSeq and is a predicted model, not a curated record. NCBI's taxonomy places the organism in Eukaryota, Evosea, Eumycetozoa, Acytosteliales, Acytosteliaceae. The transcript is spliced from 2 exons. The coding region runs from base 1 to 1779 and encodes 592 amino acids. Gene Ontology annotation, molecular function: transmembrane transporter activity. Gene Ontology annotation, biological process: transmembrane transport.